Arabidopsis thaliana (thale cress) is the source of this 646-nucleotide messenger RNA. Its product is annotated as DNA binding / DNA-directed RNA polymerase. The transcript is spliced from 4 exons. Lineage: Eukaryota; Viridiplantae; Streptophyta; Magnoliopsida; Brassicales; Brassicaceae. The record is from RefSeq and is marked reviewed. The coding region runs from base 235 to 498 and encodes 87 amino acids. Gene Ontology annotation, molecular function: DNA-directed RNA polymerase activity; DNA binding. Gene Ontology annotation, biological process: DNA-templated transcription. Gene Ontology annotation, cellular component: DNA-directed RNA polymerase complex.
GGACGAAGAGAUCAAACGACUGUUCCUAGUCCAGAGGACAUUGAUGCAGAUGCUGAAGGAUCGUGGCUACUUAAUCGACGGUUCUGAAAUUACAAUGACCCUAGAAGAGUUUAUUGAGAAAUAUGGCGACAAUAUGAAAAGGAGUCUCUUGUUACUCUCAAAGCUAAGAAAAAUGAUGACAAUGAUAAGCUUUAUAUUUUCUUCCCCAAUGCUUCCAAAGUUGGAAUUACGGAGAUGAAGAAAUACAUAGACCAGUUAAAAUCGGCAAACGUUUUCAGAGCAAUUUUAGUGGUGCAAGAUAUAAAGGCAUUUUCUCGCCAGGCUCUGGUUUUUUUAGGUGCGGUCUAUCCAAUAUUUCAUAUUGAAGUUUUCCAGGAGAAGGAAUUGAUAGUGAACGUUAAGGAACAUGUUUUUGUUCCUGAGCAUCAAGCUCUUACUACUGAAGAGAAGCAAAAGUUUCUAGAGAGAAAGAGAACCAGCUUCCAAGGAUUCACGUGACUGAUCCAAUUGCGAGAUACUUUGGACUAAAACGUGGCGAAGUCGUCAAGAUCUCUCGACUGAGUGAAACAUCUGGUCGUUAUAUUACUUAUCGCUAUGUUAUAUAACCAAAACCGUUGACAAUGAUUUAUUUAUGACCUUGUUUGGG